AGCAGACGUCACACCUCUGUAGUUGACGGCGCAGCCAUUUUGGGGGAGGCUGUGGUUCGACGAGCUUGUGUGUGUUUGCCAUUAUCAGCAGCCCGAAAAAAACACACAAAGAAACCAAACGGAAAAACGUUGGACGACACGCCGUUAAAUAUGGGCCCGCCGGGAGACAGAACACAACACACGUCGACUGAAAGACCGGAGGAUCUCAGCUGGAUUGUCGAUUUAUCUUGACAUGGCAUGCUGCAGGGCGAGUCGGAGUUUGUGACGAUUGAAGAAAAGAAGAGAAAGAAAACAAGCUCAGCAAACACCUCGGAGAGGAGAGAUUGUGAUCAGCUCAUGUUUAUUUCGCCUCUCAGCGUCCCGUCGUUGGUUGGCUUAUCGAUUCCCUCGGCUGAUUUGUGUCGAUGUUGUUGGCGAGAUACGACUGAAGCAAAGUAUAUCGAGCUAAAAUGCUGAGCAUAAGCAGAAAGAGCUAGUCAGUCACCCCCUCCCCUGCCCGUCAUUUGACUCUCACAGCACUGGCAGCCACAUCGAACCGAGCAAGAAGAUGUAAACAGGUGGAAAGAUGACUGAACGCUAGCUCACCAGCACCACAUAGGCCUAAAUUAAGCCAAUCAGUCAGAAGAUAAGAUGUAGCUUUACCGUCGGUUCACUACUAGUUAGUGUUGGAAGUGAAUGCCUAGAUUAGCCUGCUAGCUCACCUUAGCUAGUGUGCUAAAAAUACGCCCACAUAAUGACGAUCAGCAGUGGCAGCACCGUAGGCCUCUGGCCGAGUGAGUGGCAGUAAGAGUUUAGGAAAUGUCAAGGUACUUUCACAGCAGGCCUCGAUGUUACCCGGUGCCAACAUCUCCUGGCAUCUGUAUUUACCUGCCAUGUUUGUCUGUAUCCCCAAUCUGUCUGUAACACGCUCAUAACGCAACCUCUACAGAAAAACAAGCAAAUGACAGCCAUGGACGAGGGACUUUGAAAUAACCCAAAUAUUAGAGUAUUUGUCUGCUUGCUAGUCUCUGUACUUCUCAAUUUUCACAAGCAGAAAAAAUGGGUUUUCACCAAAGCUGCCGUUUUUAAGUUACACACACACAGAAUAAAGUUAGUCAAAUUUCAGUUGCUUUUUCAGUUAUAUCUUGUUUUCCCUUGCCAAUGGCAGGUUGAAAAAAAGCUAAAUUGGCUCAAAAGUCUUGUCUUAAACAUGGAUUUCCGAUAAAGUCAUAAGGAGAUGUAGUCUUAGCUCGUUGGUCAUUCCCCUCCUCGACAUUGCCCUUUUACAAAAAUUAAAAUGACUUAGUUUUGCCUCUGAUUUGUUUACCUUUUCAGUUUGUAGUUAGUGGGUAAUUCACAGAUCUAGCCUAAAGUUGUUUGAUGCGUUGUUUCUGCAAAGGGUAGCUAGAACCAUCUCUUAUCCAGCGUAUAAAUACAGUAGUAGAGAGUGUAGCCAAAAAUAUUUUUGCACAAGAGAGGAAGAUAUUACCAUCAAAUUCUAACCAUGGGGGACCCAACUUCACGAAGAAAUCAGACAAGAAAUCGACUUCGAGCUCAGCUUCGGAAGAAAAGGGAAUCUUUGGCUGACCAGUUUGACUUCAAGAUUUAUAUAGCCUUCGUUUUCAAAGAAAAGGUUUGUAGAGUAUGAGAGUUUAUGAAAAUCUGUCUGUCGAUCAUUCAGUUUUUUAGCGUUUCCCAAAAUAUUAAAAUAUCCAAUUUGUCCCUGUGAUCAAGUUUGUCUCUGUUUUGUCGUUACAGAAGAAGAAGUCUGCACUUUUUGAGGUCGCAGAGGUGGUGCCAGUGAUGACCAACAAUUAUGAAGAAAACAUCCUUCGAGGUGUGCGGGAUUCCAGCUACUCACUUGAGAGCUCGAUAGAACUCCUGCAGAAAGAUGUUGUGCAACUACACGCCCCUCGGUACCAGUCGAUGCGAAGGGUAAUCCAGCGUUCCAUAUCAAAAGUGUAAUACCUUAAAGAGGCUACUGUCAAGUUGUGGUUUUAACAUUGUGACUCCUUAUUUCCUUGUAGGAUGUGAUAGGCUGCACACAGGAGAUGGACUUCAUCCUCUGGCCACGCAACGAUAUUGAGAAGAUUGUUUGUCUGCUUUUCUCCAGAUGGAAAGGGGCUGAUGAUGAACCCUUUAGGCCUGUUCAGGUCAGUAUGAGGCACUGAGUUUGAUUUCACAGGCUAUAAAAAUCUGGUUUUAUUUAUCUUAAAUGUGGACUGUUGAUCAUGCAUGUUUUUGAUGUAGUCAAAUAGAUGUAUCACUUUUCAACUAACAGGCUCUGUUAUACAUAGAAUUAACAGCCAGUACAGCAUUGAUUUUUUUUGGUUCUUAGGCGUGUAGCUGUAAAUUCAAAGAACUGUAUAUAGUACAAAAACAAGAACUCAGUUUUCAGAGCAAUACCUUUCAUGUAUCAACACGUCCUAUAUGUGCAAACCCAGAUGGAAGUACUAUACAUCCUAAAGAAUGUACUUUUGAUUUAUAGGCCAAGUUUGAAUUUCAUCAUGGAGACUACGAGAAGCAGUGCUUGCAUGCUUUGGGUCGUAAAGACAAGGCUGGAAUGGUCAUGAACAACCCAACUCAGUCUGUAUUUCUCUUCAUGGAUAGACAGCACUUACAGGUGAGUCAGUCCACUGAAAUCAUCAUAACACUGAACCUUCAGGCUGUCUCUGUAUGCACUUAACUGACAAAUGUUCUCUUUGCUCUUCUCUCACAGACUCCUAAAACCAAGGCCACAGUUUUCAAGUUGUGCAGCCUCUGCCUGUACUUGCCCCAGGACCAGCUGACCUGCUGGGGUGUGGGAGACAUCGAGGAUCACCUCCGCCCAUACAUGCCUGAUUAGGGCUCCCUGCGUCACCCAGCCACAUAGAGAAAGCCCUUCCCCUCCCUCCUGCCGAAGCCUUCAGAAGCAAAUAGAUGUACUCAUCUUCACCUGUUUCCUUUUUAAAAGAUUUGAACUUGUGCUUGGAUCUCUCCUUCUUUUGUUACCUACUUGUUCUCCCCUCCUUGACCUGCAGCUGAUUCAGUUCCCCUCCUUGUUUUUUUCCCCCUCACGCUCCCAAUGUUCCUCCUCUUCUCUCUGCCAUUUUUUGGAUUGGUUCCCCCAUUUUUUCAUUUUACCCCCUCUUCAUUCCCUCCUACUCACUCAUCCGUUUUAUUUUUUAUUUGAACCUGCACGAACAUUGAUUUUGAGUGGUUGGUUGUUCUCUUGGAGCCGCACUGUCAACAGCACCGGUCAUUGAAGGAACUCUUUAUGUUGCAUCAAAACAGGAACAAACAACACACAGGUCUUCACGGUGGUUCUCAGAUGGACGUGAUUUUAUAUCCUUGUUGUCAUAAGAGAGGAUUGUUAAAGCUUGUUUGUAAUGUCAAUGGAGUUUCUAGAACAACUUUACACAAUCUUUUGACCAAGGACAGGUGUGAAUAGGCGUUAAAACACCUGUGUAAGCAAAGAAAACAAGAUGAACAAUAUUUGUCAAAUCAUAUGGUGUAGGUAUGGCUUCUUAUAAACCGCCUUAGUUUUUUUGCUGGACUUUUAAAAAAUGUUUUGGUGUCAUUUGCUUUCCUCUGAGACAUGCUAGGCAGGCCUUUGCUAAAAUCUUGAGUGACUUGAAAGGCAUUGUGCACAAAGUUAAGACAUGUUGGCUAGAUGUUGAAGGUCAUGGUCACUGUUCAAGCCGCUCAUGCACCAUUCAUUUAAGCUACUGAAAUCUGAUGUUUAAUGUUUUGUUUUGUUCGGGAUGUGGGUUGGUGAGAAGCUGAAAUGGUGACAUACUUAAUGUUUAACAAACCUAACCAAAGUUGCUGUAAGCUAACUGAUUUUUCUUUAAUUUGACCUACUAAAAAUGAAGAUAAUUUGCUGCCAUGCUCAUAAAUUAAAAAUUGGAUUUUUGCUGGCUUUUUGUCAAUUAAGGUACAUUUAGUUUUGCUCCUUGUUGAUUCAGUGUGUUCAGUUCAAAGGGUUAAAGGUGUUACUUCUGGGUUUUUUCUGUUGAUUCUCAAAUCAAUACUGCUGAGCAUAUCCCAAUACAGUGCAAAUUCUGAAAGCAUCAUUCUUGUCCAUUUGUUUUAUUGCGUAUGCAUGAAACACAAUCAAUGAAACGGUAGUUAGACGAUGUUGCCCAUUUGUAUCAGUGGUAACUUGAAGUAACCAGUCAUAAAAAGCUUUAGCACUGUGUACCACAUUUUUUGUUCAUAUUCAGGAGUUAAACCAAGUAUUUACAGGUAGGAGUUAGUGUAAAACCUCACUUUCAGUCCAUUGUUUUUACAGUAUACAACCAUGAUAUGUGAUUUGUUGAUAGGCACUGAAAGGUGGCAGUUUAGCUCCCGCCGAGGUGUUUCGUGUGUCUCCCUUGUGCAAUCAUCUUCCCUGUGGCUUUGCUGGUAAAAUCCACAGACGCAAACGCCAGCGUUCGUCCUUGUUUAAGGACCUGAGCUGUGAUCAGGACGUCCUCUCCCAUCUUGGCAGCGCUCAUGUAUCUGUAAGACAUUGACGUUUGUUUACAGUCACAAGGAGUUAUAGAAGUUAAUCUUUAAGCCACAUGGUUCACACUCUGAAGGACAAAUAUUAAUUGGUAAAUACAUUUGAGCUUUUUGAAGGUGAGAUCAGUAUUUGGCUCACGUUAUGUUCAUAUCAACACUGACUCCAGGAGCUCCUCUUUCACUGUUCAUGAUCGCCACCGUGGAGAUCACAUCGACCAGGGUCGCUGUCAUUCCGCCAUGCAGCGUCCCUCCCCUGUUAGUGUGCUCCUCUUCUACCCGCAUUUCACAUACGACCUUACCUGGGCUGGCAGACAGAAUGUUCACCUGAAGGAUAAACAUGACAAACCUUGAAAACAGUGCAGCAUUUACAGUCACCUCGUUGCUUUUAAAGGUGGUGACUGAGCUGAAGAAUAGCGUGUAAUUCUAUUUCGUAAAACAUAGCAAAGUAUACACCGACCUUACUAAGAACUCUAUCGAAGCCCGGGGUAUCUAACAUCGCUUUCACUAACUGUCUUAAAGAAUUUAAAGGCAUUGUAGCCAUGUUUACAGCGAAUGAAUAUGACCUGUCGCUACCCGAUCCGUCCCGGAAGC
Molecule: messenger RNA, 5055 nt
Organism: Xyrichtys novacula (pearly razorfish)
Lineage: Eukaryota; Metazoa; Chordata; Actinopteri; Labriformes; Labridae
Source: the annotation of a GenBank genome assembly